Messenger RNA from Pelobates cultripes (western spadefoot toad), 324 nucleotides. The record is from the annotation of a GenBank genome assembly. Lineage: Eukaryota; Metazoa; Chordata; Amphibia; Anura; Pelobatidae.
AUGGCCACCAGUGGGAUGCCGACCCCGGGGGCCGAACGGAUUAGCGCGGGAGGACCUAAGCAUAGUCUCGUACAACGUACACGGAUUGAACAUCAGGGAGAAACAAACAAGACUUCUGCGAGACCUGAAACACUACAAGGCGUCGGUAGCCUUCCUGCAGGAAACCCACUUUCAAGAGGGCAGAGCACCGGCCCUGAAAGACCGCAACUUCACACAAGGCUCGACUACUUCCUCACACCACAUCAAAACCUGACGCUGCUCACGACCGCAGAGAUCCUACCAAUGACCUUCAUCCGCAUGCGGAUGAAGUGUCGUGGUGGCUGA